AUGAAAGUGGUCGUCAGCUUGAGCGAACAAAACCUCGGCCAAGAGCUGCUCCAGAAAUCGGAAACUACGCUGGAAUGGACUGAACGGCUUCUCGAGGAAAAACAAGGAGGAAAAGAGGUGCAGAUCCGCUGCCUUUACGCGGUUAAUAACAUGAUCAACGAGACGGAUUGGACUCUUCGCCGCAAGAAAUCGAAUGACGUAAUCUACGAGUACGCGCAAAACAACAACGAAGCAGAGCUAUCCACCAAAUCGUCCCAAAUUUUGGAGCUCAUCAAUGUCUCUCAAGAACAAUAA
Oikopleura dioica is the source of this 294-nucleotide messenger RNA. The record is from the annotation of a GenBank genome assembly. NCBI's taxonomy places the organism in Eukaryota, Metazoa, Chordata, Appendicularia, Copelata, Oikopleuridae.